This is a messenger RNA of Ostertagia ostertagi, 192 nucleotides long. NCBI's taxonomy places the organism in Eukaryota, Metazoa, Nematoda, Chromadorea, Rhabditida, Trichostrongylidae. The record is from the annotation of a GenBank genome assembly.
AUGGUAGGAUUUUCGGAAUCAGCAAAAUGUCAGUGUCUCCGAAAAGCGUUUGCUGAUGCGUUCCGUUCCAGAUUGAGUGUUCUGCUCAUAGAUAAUGUGGAAAGAUUGCUUGACUAUUCACCCGUUGGUCCUCGUUUCUCCAAUCUUGUUCUUCAAGCAUUGCUAGUUUUGUUGAACGAACCUCCUCCACAG